AUGUGGAGGAAUUUUAUCUACCUUAUACCCCUUCUGGGUACAGCUGUGGUAGCCGACGUGACAGACAGCUGUCCAGGCUACAAAGUCAGCCAUGUCCAACAGACAAAAGGUACAAUAACUGCCGAUUUGACGCUUGCAGGUUCGCCUUGCAAUGUCUAUGGCACUGAUAUUGAGAACUUGAAACUAAUUGUUGAAUAUCAGACGGACUCGCGCCUGCACGUCAAGAUAUACGAUGAAGAUGAAAAAGUCUAUCAAAUCCCUGCCUCAGUACUAGAAACUCCGUCGGGGCAGCCGCAGUCAUCCUCCAACCAGUCAGACUUGAUAUUCUCGUAUUCAGAAGCCCCUUUUUCUUUCGCUGUACAGCGCCGUUCCGACAGCGAAACACUAUUCAAUUCAUCCGGAUCUAACCUCAUUUUCGAAAGCCAAUAUGUUCGACUACGCACAUCUCUUCCCUUAAACCCCUAUCUCUACGGACUCGGAGAGGAUUCGGAUUCCUUCAGACUCGAAGUCAAUAAUUACAAACGCACUCUAUGGAACACCGGACAGGCCUACUUACCCACCAACGGACCCUUAUACGGCAGUCAUCCGUUCUAUAUUGAAAUGAGGAAUGGCCGAGCUCAUGGUGUCUUCUUAUCAAAUAGCAACGGUAUGGACAUCAACAUCAAUCAAACGUCCGGUACCUCUCAAUAUCUCGAAUAUAAUACUAUUGGCGGCGUGUUGGACUUCUACUUCUUGGCCGGACCUGCACCUGCUGAUGUUGCACGUCAAUAUGCUAGCGUCAUUGGAACGCCAGCUCAGCAAUCGUAUUGGACCUAUGGUUUUCAUCAAUGCAAAUAUGGAUACCAAGAUAUUAUGAUGGCUGCGGAGGUUGUAUAUAAUUACUCUCAAGCUGGAAUUCCCCUCGAAACUAUGUGGAACGAUAUUGAUUAUAUGGAUUUACGACGAACCUGGACUGUUGACCCUGACCGAUUCCCACUCGAAAAAGUGCAGGAAUUUGUGACAUAUCUGCAUGAAAAUCAGCAGCAUUAUAUCGUCAUGGUCGACCCCCCAGUCUCAAUAAAUGACAGCACAUCAUACAACAAUGGAGUGGAUGCUGGUGUUUUUAUUCAGUACGAUAACGGCACCGAAUUCCUCGCAGUUAUGUGGCCUGGAGCAGUCUCAUUCGUCGAUUAUUUCCAUCCCAACUCACAAAACUAUUGGAGUGGUCAAAUCGGUUCAUUCUUUAGUGACAGCAAUGGCAUAGGGGUGGAUGGCAUUUGGAUUGACAUGAACGAGCCCGCUAACUUCUGCGGAUAUCCUUGCAUUGACGCCGUUGACCUUGCUAUCCAAAUGUCGAACCCUCCCCAGCCACCUGCAGUUCGCACAUCCUGGGACCCCCUCCCUGGGUUUCCCGUUGAUUUCCAGCCACCAGGUGCUUCAAAAUUCAGGAGAGACUCGACAGCUGGGAACAUGACAGGGUUCCCGGACCGGGAUUUACUCAACCCGCCUUACACGAUUGGACAUGUACAACCGCUGUUGAGCACAGGUACCAUUUGGGGAGAUCUUUCUCUUUAUGGUGGGUAUACUGCAUAUGACACUCACAACCUGUAUGCAUCUCAAAUGAUUGCACACACUCGCCAAGGCCUUCUGGAUCGCCGGUCCAAUGAACGUCCCUUUAUUAUCUCACGAAGCACCUUUGCAGGGGAUGGAAGAAACGGAGGGCAUUGGACAGGAGAUAAUGCAUCAUGGUGGUCUCACUAUCUACUGUCAAUAUUCCAACACAUGGAAUUCGCUUCGAUCUUUCAAAUGCCUAUGGUGGGAUCUGACGUGUGCGGGUUCAACGACGAUACAACCGAGACUUUGUGUGCUCGCUGGGCUAUGCUUGGUGCUUGGUAUCCGUUCUACCGUAACCAUGCCGAUAUUGGAGCUAAUUUCCAGGAAUUUUAUCGCUGGCCGCUUGUUACCGAUGUUGCUAAGAAAGCCAUUGCAACUCGCUUCCAACUUAUGGAUUACUUCUAUACCUCCUUCUAUCAGCAGACCCUGGAUGGAUCUCCUACAACAAUUACUCCUUUGUUCUUUCAGUAUCCUGAAGACCCUAAUACGCUUGAAAUCAACUAUCAAUUCUUUUACGGGCCUUCGAUCCUUGUAUCCCCCGUUACCGUUGAAAACGCGACGAAUGCAACAUUCUACCUACCAGAAGAUACUUUUUACGAUUUCUGGACAGCGGAGAAAAUGCCAGAAACGGGUAUGGAUGUUUACUACGACAAUGUCACUUAUAUGGAUAUCCCAGUCCAUAUCCGUGGUGGCUCAAUUCUACCGCUCCGAACCAACGCCGAUCAAGUAAACACCACGACACAGCUACGUGAACAAGAUUUCGAGCUUAUCAUCGCCCUCGACGAUAACGGCAAGGCCAAGGGAAAUCUUUAUCUUGAUGACGGGAUAAGCAUCAACUCGACCAGCAGCUUUAUGGAAUUUACUUACAAUAAUGGUCAAUUGGUUGUCAACGGGACAUUUGGUUACCAAACUAAUGUUACCCUGCAAUCCGCAACAAUUUACGGAACAAACGACACAACUUCGCCUAUACAUUCAUUGAACAAAGCGCUUAAUUCGGCAUGGAAAGCUGAGCUUAGCUCCUCAAAUAGCACUGUUCGUUCCGGAUGA
Molecule: messenger RNA, 2640 nt
Organism: Talaromyces rugulosus
Lineage: Eukaryota; Fungi; Ascomycota; Eurotiomycetes; Eurotiales; Trichocomaceae
Exons: 4
Coding region: 1-2640 (879 amino acids)
Biological process (GO): carbohydrate metabolic process
Molecular function (GO): carbohydrate binding; hydrolase activity, hydrolyzing O-glycosyl compounds
Source: RefSeq, a predicted model, not a curated record